AUGAUAGCAAUACAUGAGCGAGUGAAAAUGUUGGCAAAGCAGUCUUAUUUAGAAGGGAAGGUGGAGAAUGAAUUGGCAGCUGUAUUAGAAGAUGAUGUGAAGGAAGAAGACAUAGGCUUAAAUAGGCUGGAUGUCAUCAGCAGAAUAAUGGAAAUUAAUAAACACCUGGUAAACACCAGUGUUUGGAACCACAUUGUAGGUGGGGACAUGAAAGUUGGGACUUCCAAAAAUGCUCUUGUGUGUUUGAAUGGUCCUACAAGUUGCCUAUGGCCUCGUUCAAGAGAUGGGAAUGUUUACAUACCUUAUGCUUUCACAUCAAAUUUUGAACAAUACCAGCAAGAGGAAAUAUUUUCUGCUAUAGCUGAAUUCAGUGUGUUGACUUGCAUCAGGUUUAAGUAUAGAACAUUUGAAGCUGGCUACAUUGCGAUUUCCUCUCAGAGGGGAUGCUGGUCAUAUAUAGGUCCAUCUGGAGGGAUUCAACAGAAGCUAUCCUUGGAGAAACCUGAUUGUAUACAAAUCGCUGUAAUACAGCAUGAGCUGUUACAUGCAAUUGGUUUUUAUCAUGAACAUAACAGAAGUGACCGUGACCAAUAUGUAGACAUCAUAAUGGAGAAUGUUCAACCAGGUUUUGAAGAUAAUUUUGUGAAAGUUAUUACCAAUAAUCUGAAUACAAAAUAUGAUUACAGUUCAGUGAUGCACUAUGGAAAGUACCUUUUUUCCAAAAGCCCUAAAUUACCCACGAUUAUACCAAAACCAAAUCCAAACACGAAAAUUGGACAACUUGAUGGAUUCAGUGAAACGGAUAUUUUAAAGGUAAACCGGUUGUAUAAGUGUGAGGUUUGUGGAAAUCUGUUUGUUGGUAAUCAUGGAAGUUUUACAUCUCCAAAUUACCCAGGUUCUUAUCCAAAUCAUGCUGACUGUAAGUGGAUGAUCAGGGCACCUCAAAACCAAAAGACUGCAGUAAAGCCUCUGGGCCCCGAGUCUUUGCAACCGCCGGCUCCUGCUGCUGCCCUGGGGGUGUUUACCAGGGAGGGAGGGAGGAAGGGAGUGGAACUUGGAAAUGGUGGAAAUAGUCACAGGCCGCAUCAGCUGCCGGGCCGCUGGCAGCCCAUGUGCCGCCUGUUGGACUACGAUAAUGUAGACCAUGAAAAACUGUUGUAUUGA
This is a messenger RNA of Callorhinchus milii (elephant shark), 1164 nucleotides long. Its product is annotated as hatching enzyme 1.2-like. Gene Ontology annotation, molecular function: metalloendopeptidase activity; zinc ion binding. The record is from RefSeq and is a predicted model, not a curated record. Bases 1 to 1164 code for a protein of 387 amino acids. Gene Ontology annotation, biological process: proteolysis. The transcript has 10 exons. Lineage: Eukaryota; Metazoa; Chordata; Chondrichthyes; Chimaeriformes; Callorhinchidae.